ACGACACCGUUAACCCGGAAGUAAUUACCUGUCGACUCACCUGUGUUAAUUAGAUAGAAAUGAGCUGAUGAAUAGAUGAAUCAGAGUUGUAAAUUAUUUUCGUAGUGUCUCAACAAAUAAUAAUCAUGCAGUUUAGAAUUUUCCAUUUCGUCUUUCUAUCGUUUCUGUACAGUCCAAGCUUGACAUUGAGGAUACUGAAUCCAUUGCAUGGUCCAAAACCAGAUUGUCCUUGUUCUAAUAAAGAUCACUGCAAACCUGUCACAGACUGGAAUGAUGGAUUAAAAGAGAUUAUGGUGAUUACUAAUAGAUCAUCAGAUUACCAACUUUGGAUGUGGAAUUCUCUCACAACAGUGCUGGAAUGGAAUGAUGACAUCAAUUCAACACUUACAGAUGAAUUGAUGUGUUAUGCUCACUCACAAGGGAAAAAGUAUGGAUUUUACAUCAAAGAUUUUCCAAAACCAUCUGAGGCUACUAAAGUUGCUGCAGAAAUUUCAUUUAAAAGAGCAGAUGUAGUUGCUAUAAACAUUGUUGAUUACCUUGGUAACUGUUCCCAUGCAGCACAGCAUGUUGACCAAAUCAUCAACUAUACAGUAUCAAGCUUAAGUGUGAUAAAGAAAAACAUAGAAGCGAAGUUGUUGUGUGUUAUGCCAUGGCAACCACCGUGCUAUCAGAUGAACUGUGAUGUAAGUGCAGCUUUAGCUAAGCAGUGUGAUGCUGUCAUCUUCAGUCCAGAAAGCUACAAUACAUACUGUGAAGAGACAUGUACAGCAAAACCAACUGUUUCUUUCAGUAAAAUAACCAUUGGUAUAACAGAGUAUAUUUCUGCGGGCUUCUCUCCGUCACAGCUUCUCCUAGGAAUACCGUGGCAUGGAUAUAAUUAUACUUGUCAACCAGGUGACCACAUUGAUGACUGGACUGGCCACUUUGUAUGCAACCUAAACAAAGUGAAAGACAAUGUUACUGGAGUAGAGACAUGUGAUCUCAAAGGUUCCAGGUUAAAGAUGAGUAUAGGAACAGUUGUUGGCAAAGUUCCGGAGAUGGGUUUAUUAGAUUCUACCUUCAGUAAAACAGAUCAGUCACCAUUCCGAGUCGACCAGAGUGGUUCAGGAAAUCAAAUUCAGCAAUACAUGACCUGGUUUGAGGACAUUGGCAGUCUAUUAGUGAAAUACCAGGCAGUUAACAAAUUUAACAUAAAAGGAACUGUAAUUUUCAGUGGUGAUGAUUUGACAUAUGACCAUGUGAAGACAAGUGAUGAGUUUGAUAAUCACAUGUGGUCAUGGAUGUUACAUACCAUUCUGUCUACCGGCGACGCAAAGAAGGAGGAGAGAACAAGCAAUAUUGCUGGAACAGUAGCUGGAGUUGGAGUGGGGAUGUUUUUGCUUGGUUGUUUGCUCGGAACCUUGAUUAGCUGCAUUAUAUUCCGACGCAACAGAAAGCUACAUGCACCAUUUAAACACGACCAGAUGACAGAAGAAUACACGGAUGAUGAUCACAACCAGUUGUAACUGGACACUACCGGUUGUACAGGGUGGAUUACAGCUUGCUAGAUUGAUUAAUAACUGGUUACAGAUCACUGGUUAUGUUGUAGAAAAUUUGUAACUAGUCAUCGAAAUAUCUGUAUUUGUCAGCAUUCUAAGUCAGAUAUUUAUUACAGUUGAAAUACCAAGGUUUUUAUUUUGAUUUUCUUAAGUGUUUUUUUUUUAAGUUUCACUUGAGCAUAUUGUGCUCAUUGAAAGUUUGAAGGGUCAAUGUUUUCUGUUCAUAGUCUAUAAUUUCUUCAAAUGAAAGCUCCUCUGAAAUCACCAAACCAGAUUUGAUGAAAUUUAUGAAGAAGGUUAAUUGCAAGAAGCUUGAUCAAAUUGUAUAUCUGGGUUACAAUUGAUUGCUAAAAAGAGAAUAAAAUAUUAAGAAACAAAAACAUCUGGAGCUUAGAUAUUUAGCGUAAAAUACCACCUUGUGGGUUUGAUCAAAAGUUUGUUUAAUUUAAAGCUUUCUACUUUAAACUUUAAGAUAAAUAAACAGUUUAUUGUAAGUAUUAUUGACUUAGAAUUUUGACAAUAACUUGAACAGUCACUAUUAAGUGUAAUGUACUACUUUAAUGCAAUUUAAUAGGGAAGAUCACAGUAGUUUUUCUGAAUGUCUAGAGUAUUACAUUCCAAACAGAUUUGAUGUUUAUGUUUAGUUAAGCUGUUAGCUGUAACUGUGAUAUGUGUUUAUAAUUAUUACUGUCCAACCAUUUAUGAUAGAAAUACUGUCAUAUAUUUAUACUAUACAAUACUAUAGUUUUCGUAUGAAAAGCAAGAUUAUUUUUUUAUCAUUAUUAACCUGUGUCUAUUCAGACAGGUAACUUGCUGAACUUUGCUAAUGGCAUUACACUUGUAAUGGUAAUGGAAGUGAUUUUUGUUUUGUCCAAACAAUACAAACAUGUUCUGUUUAACUUUGUCACAAUGUAAAGUAUGUAAAGAAAAUACAAUUAUUUUGACAUAAUUUGACAUUUUGUUUUGUUUAAAAAAAUAUGUAAUUAAUCUAAUACGUCAAAUCAUUUGUUAUUUAGUAAUGAACCACUUGCCCCUCAUUGCUGUGGGUUUGAAUCCCACCAGAGACUUUUUGGAUUUUUUUCAUGUAAGAAAGCUAUUCAGCUAGUUUAUAACAUUGAUGGUUUUACUCAGUUGCCAAUUUGAGCCUGAAAUAAUGCACAGAGGGGCACCUGAGGUCAUCCUUCACCAUUAAAGCUGGAAAGUUGCCAUAUGACCUUUACAGUGUUGGGGCUACGAGAAAACCCAACUAAAAAUAAUUAAAAAAAAAUAAUUUAGUAUCAGUAAAUUUACCUUUCAUUAGAUCAAAAUAAGUCAUUGUAAUGUAUGUAAAGUGCUUUCAUUCAUUGGACCAACUUUCAUGACAUUCCACUUAUAUAUUUGUCUUUUUUAUUUUUAUAAUUUUUCAAUCAGAAAGUAAGAAAAAGGAAAUAUCCCAGAGCUUUGGUGACAGUACGAUAUUCUAGAGGUCAAAUAAAAUAUGAAUAUCUGUAUUAUAUAUAAACAAGGAAAAGUUUUUGUUUUCUUAAGUGAUAAUCUGCUGGAACUGACCAGCCUUAAUUGCUUCUAGUAUAGAACCAGGCCUGCCAGCACUACUUGGCAGUCUGACCAGAUUGCUCAGAUUUUUGUAGUUUGAUAAGGAAAUUCCUUAAAAAAUUAAAUAGACUAUUCCAUAUUCAAAGCAGGGCUAAUCCAUUUCAAAUAUUCUCCAGGUUAAGUGGUAAAAGGAGAAAUUAUACAAUCUUUCUCUCCUUAAAGAGUAACAAUUUUUACAUGAGUUUCUUUUUCAACAUUGGAGUAAGUUUGAUAUUAUUUAUAGGGCUUAGACUAAAAGUAUAAUUUGAUUGUACGAAAAAGGAUAAUAAAAACCCAAUAUUGUAAUGAAAUAUUGAAAAAAAAACAGUGAUUUUCCACAUCAAACAGUUUUAUUUUGUCAAACCUUAUUUUUUUGUUAUUGAUUUUACUUACAUGCUAAAGAUUGUGAAAAUAACGAUGUCUUUGUUAUGUGCCUUAUCAAAACCAUUAAGAUAAGAAUUGUAUAUUUUUGUAUUCUUGCUGAAGACUCUGAGUUUUAAAACUAUAAUGAAAAGAUUCCUCAUAGUUUGUUUGGAAAAUACUCUAUUGUUAAAAGUGGCAAAAUAAGCUAUAGGAAGAUAACCCCCUUUUUAUAAAAACAGAAGAAAUAUUAUGUAACUGACAGCAUUGAUGUACAUGUAUUGUGUAUAUUUUGUAAUUUUAUUGUUCAUCCUGUACAUUGUGUGUAACCAUUCUAAAUAGUGUUUUCUAUUCUUAUAAAUGAGCCACGUCAUGACAAAAUCAACAUAAUGCAUUUGCGACCACCAUGGAUCCAGACCAGCCUUCGCAUCCGCGCAGCCUGAUCAGGAUUCAUGCUAUUCGCUUACAAUUUUUAUUACAAAUAGAGAAACUGAUAGCGAACAGCAUGGAUCCUGAUCAGACUGCGCAGACACGCAGGCUGGUCUGGAUCCAUGCUGGUCGUAAACGCAUUACGUUGGUUUUGUUGUGACGCGGCUCAAAUUUAUUACAAUAAAUAUAUCAAAAUGAAUAUACCAAAAUAGAUAUAUCACAAUAGAUAUAUGUAAAUCAAAGAAGCACUGUUAUAGCCCUUGAAUAAAGGACUGUUGGCUGCGUAAUGUACAUAACAGAUCCCUUAACCUACUUCAGUGGACUGCAGAAGUUGGGCUCCGACUUUAAAGAUGUCCUUGUGUUUAUGCAGAUGUUAAUGCAUCAGAAAAUGGGCAUUUACCCUUUAUUAUUAUUCUAGUAUAUUUUUAAGGUUGUAAUUUUUAAAUAUUAUAGAGUAUAAUUAUGUACUUAUUUAUUUUCAAUAUGUGAUUUUUUAAUAAUUUUUGUACCUUCAUAUUCUAUUAGAGUUCUUCUGUCGUUACCAUGUGAUGAACAUCGUACACAAAUUUACGCAAAACUUUUUUUAUUUGUUUUGUGAUAAUAAGGCUUUCUGAGUAAUGGGUAUAUUAUAAUGUUGACAGGUAUGGUAGUUUUGAAAGACUUCUAAAUACAACACAUUAAUACAUGUACUAAACAUCAUAAGUCUUAAAAGUAACAUUUCUGAAGUUCCCAAAUACUCCAUGAAUGAAGGUAGCUUACUCCCAUAUACCACAUAUAAGAUGAGUGUAUCACCCCAUAUAAGGUUAAUGUAUCCCCAUACACACUUGGGUGAUCCCACUUAUGGAAAUAUGAGGGUAGUUUAUCUUCAUACACACUUAAAGUGUUCCCACAUACAGCCACAUGAGGCUAGUUUCCCCCACAUAUCAGUAGCUAUCAAAAAUUAAAUGUUUUGUUUCAUUGUUAUGCAUUUGUGUAAUCGCAUAUUUAUACUGAAACAAAUAUUCCUUACAAUUUACAUAAAAAUCAGCAUACAGAAUUAGCUUAUUUAUUAAUCUCUUGUAUUUUUUGUUGCCAAUUCUGCAUAGCCCAUUCACUUGAUAUCCGAGUCAAUCAUAUUUAAGUAUUUAGAUAAUUAUAGUGUUGUGUAGUUAUGAAUUUUUGUAUAUUAUAUGUGUAAUUAUCACGAAGUUGUAUUAGUCAUUAUUCAUCAAUAUUCAAGAAUCUCUAUUUCUGAUUUUUGUUUAUUUUCACAAUGCAGUAGGACUCGUGUAUCUUCUAUUAGCUUUUUGUUGUUUAUAAGUUUAUGACAAUAACAAAUAGGCCUAGUCAUUAAGAGCUGUGGGACUGGAUAGGGGUCAUGUGUUAUUAUAGUAUGUGUGGAUAUCACAAUAAAAAAAAAUCAGGAAACAUUGUGACUAAAUGUAUUUUAUUGCUGUAUAUCUGUAAUAAUGGUGAAUACCAGAAUCUGAGACAAAAAGCGCGUUGUCAGCAGAAAAAAAAUCAGCAUUAAAAUAAGAAUCUAAGUGCCCUAUAAUCACAUAGAUCAGAUUUGCUAAAAUUUAUGUGCUGCAAAAAUUUUGUAAUUUGCAAUAUGCAAGAACAAACGAAUUUUACAAGUUUCUUAUGUAAUUUUUAUAUUUACCAAUUUAUUUUUUAAUCAAGCUUAAUUAGAUGAAAUUUUGGAGUCAUAAUAUUAGACAAGUCAAUGUUGACUGACAUUUAGAAUGCUUUUGUUUGAAAAUUUAAAAGAGCUUAGAUGUUAAAAAAAUCAUUAUACACUCACAGUGCUGUUAAGUUGCACAUAGCACCUGUACAUGCUUUUGUGUUCCUUGCAAGAAAAGAGAUACAUUGUGCUGAUCAUUUAUAUUUAUUUCUGAUAGUAAGUUAAGCAGAAACUCUCUCCUAGUUUUGUGCAAAUCCGAAAUAAAAAAAUGUAUUGGAAACAUUCCUGUAGAACCCUCUGCAUCAUUGCUGGAUUGUUCAUGUAUGUAUGUAUGAAGUAGGAAAUAUUGCCCUAAUUGUUUGUUUUGCUUUGUUUUUGUGAGCCUAGCUACUAUUUACUUUAUUCCUUUAAUUUAAAUGAUUUUGAAAUUUAUCAAAGAAAAAUAGGAAAACAGGAAAGUUGCAGUCUAUAUUUUAUUUCAAAAGAGCGAAAAAAAGGGACAUGAACUAGAAUGCCUACUGGUAAAAGUGCUAUACAAUUACUCUUUUUUUGUUGUUGACAGAAUUAAGGUAUAUACUGCAUAUUCAAUUAUAUUAUCAAAGAUUUUUUAUAGUUUUAUAGUUCAUGUAUGUCAUAUGUAAAGACUGGAUAUGUCAGAAUUUUCUGGGAGCUCAGUGUAGCACAUUCUGCAUUAGUCUGGUUCCCUGCUAUCAUUUACUACGGAAAGUAGUAGUAUAAAGGGAAGGAACUCCAGACUAAUUCAGUAUAUGAUUCAAGCUUGAUGUUUGAUGCUGUUUAUGGAAGAAGAACUAUAGUUUUCUUGUUUUUUUUUGCUAUGUUCUAACUUAUAUACAUUCCUUGUAUGAUGGAAUUUUAAGAUUUAUUUUUUUUCUGUCUUUUUUUUCUUUUGUCAUAUGUUUACUUUUAUAAAUCAUGUGUAUUUUGACAAUAAAUUUUUAUAUUUACCAAACAGA
Ruditapes philippinarum (Manila clam) is the source of this 6536-nucleotide messenger RNA. RefSeq names its product di-N-acetylchitobiase-like. Gene Ontology annotation, biological process: chitin catabolic process. Gene Ontology annotation, molecular function: chitinase activity. Lineage: Eukaryota; Metazoa; Mollusca; Bivalvia; Venerida; Veneridae. The record is from RefSeq and is a predicted model, not a curated record. Gene Ontology annotation, cellular component: extracellular region. The transcript is spliced from 10 exons. The coding region runs from base 126 to 1505 and encodes 459 amino acids.